AUGCCUGUUGAUCCCAAGCGUGCCAAGCGACCUCUGGUCGUGGGAGGCGUCCCCGAACAUUUCAACUACCCGUGGCACAUUGCACAAGAGCGGGGCCUCUUUGCCAAGCAUGGCGUCGAGGUUGAGUUUGUCGAGCAAAAGCUUGGCACUGGUGCCAUGAUCGGAUCAGCGCACAGCGGCGAGCUGGAUCUCAUUGUGGCCCUUACUGAAGGCCUUGUGGCCGACAUUGCUGGUGGGUCCAACCUGCGCCUGCUAGGCACCUACGUGGCAUCUCCACUCUGCUGGGCCAUUUCCACGGGCAUCUCCUCCAAGAUGAACUCGGCGGAGGAUCUUCGCGGUGGCACUUUUGCCGUCAGCCGCAUGGGCAGCGGUAGCCACCUCAUGGCCUAUGUUCUGGCCAUUCAUCGUGGCUGGAAUCCAGAGACCGACGUCAAAUUUGCCGUCAAGGGCAACAUUACUCAGCUGUGCGAGGGGGUCAACGAUCUCUCCACCGAUGCCUUCUUGUGGGAGACCUUCACUACCAAGCCCUAUCAUGAUAAUGGGACGGUACGCCGGAUAGGCGAGGUCACAACACCCUGGCCCUGCUUCAUGCUGGCCGCCACCACGACCACCAUUGAUGACAAGCUGCCCCAGAUUCAAGCGGCGCUGGCUGCCGUGCAUGAGGCAGCAACGCUGUUCCAUGCCGAAGAAGCCACCAUGCCCACGCAGAUUGCCGAAAAGUAUGGCCUCAAGCCUGAGGACGCUGCGGCCUGGUAUCAAGGUGUUCGCAUCACUGCAGAGCGCUUUAUAUCCGAGGCCGCGCUUGACCGCGCCGUCGAGGCACUACAAGUGUGUCACAAGCUCGAAGCAAAUCGCUACUACGACCCCGCCAAGUUUCUGGACACCCGCUUGGCCCAGCUUCGCCGCGACUUGGGCUCGAUGAAGCUGUACAACCGGGCCGAGCUGGUCAAGGCCCUUCACCGGCAGUUGAAGGACAAGAAUCUUCACAAGGGUCCCAUCAGCUAUGAAGCCUUGCUGCCCUUUGAUCAACACCACUAUCACGGCGUCCAAGCGGUUGAGGAUGUUGCUCAGCUGCUCAAGAUGUCAACGGGUGAUCGUGUCAUCAAUAUUGGCAGCGGCCUGGGCGGACCAGCGCGCUAUCUGGCCGGCAAGCAUGGUUGCCAAGUGCUGGCAUGUGAAGUUCAACCCGACUUGCAUGCGGCUGCAGCUGAACUGACGCUGCGCACGGGCUUGAACGACAAGGUGGAUCACGUCAAUGGUGACUUUAGCCGUCUCAGCGAACACCUGGCUCGAGGUCAUUACAAGCACAUUGUUUCUUGGCUCACGGUACUCCAUUUUUCCAAUCGCGAGCGCCUUUUCAGCAACUGCUAUGAGCUCUUGCAACCAGGAGGCACCUUCUUUGCCGCCGAUUUUGUGAUGCUGCAACCGCUCACCCACGAGGAACGCCAUGUGCUGGCCAAGGAGGUUGGGUGCGACUCGUUGGCGCCUUCCAUUGACGAGUAUCGCCAAGAGCUCGAGCGUGCCGGGUUCAAGGUGGAGCAAUGCGAUGAUGUGACCGAGGACUGGCGCAAGCACACCGCAGCUCGCGUGGCUGAGUUUGGGGCUCAGCGUGAUGUUCUUGGGCCAGUCAUUGGGUUGGAUGUCUUUGACUACAUGCUCAAGUUUUACACAACGGCAGUGUCGGUCAUCAAGGGGCAGGGGACGCUGGAUGAGAGGGGGGGCAAAGAUACUCACAAUGCCAACGAGUUGAGAGGGAUUUCAAAUUUGCGACUCGGAAGUGUCGCCUUGUGUGUGUGUGUGUGUGUGUGCGAGGGCCGUCUAAGCCGCCUGCUACCUCCUGUGCCGAUGUCUGUGUGUGUGUGCCUGUGUGUGCCUGUGUGUGCCUGUGUGUGUGUGCCUGUGUGUGUGUGCCUGUGUGUGCCUGUGUGUGUGCUGCGGAGACGAUCAACCAUGAAGGCACUGAUUUUGGCGGCGGGGUACGGUACCCGAUUGGAAAAGGGCAUUCGGGAGGAUACUUCUGGCAUUUAUAGCCAUUUGCUGGGUGUGCCCAAGCCCUUGUUGCCCAUUGGCGGCAUUCCCUUGAUUAGUCGGUGGAUCGAUGCCUUGGUUGCAGUCCCCGAGGUCGAUGGCAUCUACAUUGUGGUCAACGAUUAUAACCAGCGCAUGUUUCAAGCCUGGCUUCGACACUACACCCACAACCCCAAGCGUUAUCCGAUCCAUCUCGUGUCCGACGGUAGCACCACCAACGAGACGCGAUCCGGGGCCGUGGCAGCCAUUCAACUGGCGACGAAAACCUUCAACAUUCAGGACGACCUCCUGGUCGUGGGUGGAGACACCCUCUUCUUGGAAGACUUUGACCUCAAGACUACCCUGGCCGCCUUCCAACGACAGCAUCGUAGCCAUGACCCAAAGUCCAGCAUGCUGCUUGCCUACAAAACCGACGCCGCUGGCACGGCCAAGUGUGGUAUUUUGGAAACAGAUGCCAAGGACAAGGUGACGGCGUUUUUGGAAAAGCCGGGCCCCGAAAAGACCAACUCGCGACUGGCAUGUCCAUGCUUUUAUCUCUUUGAGGCCGACGCUUUGCCGUUGCUGGACCGCUUCAUGACAGAAAAGGCCGGUGAACCGCUUCAAGCUCGCGAUGCGCCAGGCAAUUUUGUCCGAUACCUCUGUGCCAAGCGGAACUGCUAUGUCAUGCCCAUUUCCGGCCGAUGGGAUGUGGGCGGCCUACCAUCAUACAUUGAGUGCAAUGCUGCCUUUACAAAGAAAGGCACCGUGGGCCCUGCUGGUCUCUU
Messenger RNA from Monosiga brevicollis MX1, 2792 nucleotides. RefSeq lists its product as uncharacterized. Lineage: Eukaryota; Choanoflagellata; Craspedida; Salpingoecidae. Gene Ontology annotation, biological process: biosynthetic process. The annotation marks the transcript as partial. The transcript has 25 exons. The record is from RefSeq and is a predicted model, not a curated record.